CCCUCUCAUCAGCUGGCCGAGGCUCCGGCGCUGCUGUUGACUUUAUUAGGGAAAAGCAAGGUGCUCUGCAGCGGCUGGGAGGCGAGAGGGGCCGGGGAAGCAUCCCAGCUGGGGGACGGUGGGCUGCUGCAGGUCUUGGCUCCAGGGGUGAGCACUUGAUCCCAUGGUGCCAAUUGAAGAGUGGAGGAAGGACUGAGAUGCCCCGGCGGGAGCGUUUCACCGGCCACGUGAGGACCCGGGAGCGAAGGAGAUGAGUCGGGAGGGUAAUGGCAUGGGUGACGUCAUCAGGAAAGCAGCCGCGCCGGCCGGGGAGGGGAGUUAUAAAAAGGCCCAGAAGAAUGAGCGUGAGUCCAUCAGGCAGAAGCUGGCUCUGGGCAGUUUCUUCGACGAUGGCCCAGGACUUUACACCAGCUGCAGCAAGAGUGGCAAGCCGAGCCUCUCCUCCCGAUUACAAAGUGGGAUGAACCUGCAGAUCUGCUUCGUGAACGACAGUGGCAGUGACAAGGACAGCGACGCCGAUGACAGCAAGACAGAAACCAGCCUGGACACGCCAUUGUCACCCAUGAGCAAGCAGAGCUCAUCCUACUCCGACAGAGACACAACAGAGGAAGAGUCGGAGUCCCUCGAUGACAUGGACUUCCUCACCCGGCAAAAGAAACUCCAAGCUGAAGCCAAAAUGGCCUUGGCUAUGGCAAAGCCCAUGGCCAAAAUGCAGGUCGAGGUGGAAAAGCAGAACAGGAAGAAAUCGCCGGUAGCAGAUCUUCUGCCACAUAUGCCUCAUAUAAGUGAAUGCCUGAUGAAGAGAAGUUUAAAACCCACUGAUCUAAGAGACAUGACUAUCGGGCAGCUACAAGUGAUAGUCAAUGAUCUCCACUCACAGAUAGAAAGCUUGAACGAGGAGCUGGUGCAGCUGCUGCUCAUUCGGGACGAGCUGCACACGGAGCAGGAUGCCAUGCUGGUGGACAUCGAGGACCUGACCAGACACGCUGAAAGUCAGCAGAAGCACAUGGCAGAGAAGAUGCCGGCAAAAUGAACCCCGGAGCCCCAGGAGCAGAGCUUGAGCGAGACUUCAUUUUGCUUCUGUGUGUGUCCAAGCGCUGAUGUCCACGGUGGCGCACAAGAAAACCAGUGUUAGUCAUUGACCAUGUCUGAAGCUUUAUGUCUGGUGAUUGGCCUCUGCUUCUUAAUUUAUUUUAAUUUUUUUACUCGUGCCACUAAAUAUCAGGCAUUUUAAUAAUAUUAUUACAAAAAAUGUACAGUACUUAUAACAUUAUAAAUCAUGGGUGAGAAGAGAGGGUAGUUUAACUUUAUUUUUGUUUGUUUAGAGAUUUUCAGUUGAACGAUAUUUUACCAUUGACUACUUUUUUAUUCUUCACUGUAGUUUUAAAAUAAAGAAACUGUACUUGACGGUGCUAUACAAGUCAAAAAAAUACAUGCCUGCCUCGUAGUGAAGUUGUAGCUUUCAGUAAUACGUAUAUUUUAAUCAGUUUUCAACAUUUUGUGAAUGUUGACUACCUGACAUUCAUUUUUAGAUGUGCUAUUAACAUUUGGUUGGAUUCAGAGAGUUACCUUGAAAGUUUUAUGUAUAAAUAUGUAAAAUAAAAAUUUAAAAAAUUGUUUCAUAUGAUACGUCUUUUUGUUGCCUAGUGGUUGACUUUGGUGAUGCACCAGUAAUGUAUUCCUCGAACUAAAUGUGCAAUUCCUAAUUUGUCAUCACCAGAAAGAGCCUUUUUUUUUUUUUUGCUGAUCACAUGAAAUUAUGGAAGGAAGACAGGAUUUUUGUAGAGUUAUUUAUUUGUAAGUUCAUAAUGUAUGUAUGACAUGGACUUGAGAUUCUUCUAUAAUAACAUUCACUGAGCCCUAAUAUUGUGACUAUUGUUAGAAUCAGCAGGUGCAUACCAUAGAUGGUUUUUUUUAUAUUUUAUUGUCUGGGCUAAAUAUUUAAAUGACUCACCAAUGUCAGAAAUAAAAAAAAAUCUAUGUUAAAAAUCUAAGCAGCAUAUUAAAUGUAUUAUAUAUGGUAAUUACUCACCUCUCUGCCUUUGGGCUGGGCUCCCCGUUAGUAUCUGUGUUCAUCAGCUGAGUGCUGGUUGCGUGCUCCUUUGCGCGUACAGGAGGAGGGACGCUGGGAGACUAAUAGGUCUGUCUCCAUCCCUCAUUUAUUUGAUUUAAUGCUGAAACAGCUUGUCCAUCCCCUUCCUAAGGCAGCCUGGCCGUAGCCAGCAGCAGACACAUGUCGUGCGCACCAGCUUUUACAUUUUAAUUCUUUUUUCCUUGGGGGCAAAUUCAUCUUAGCAAAGGGUCUGGCUAAUGACUUAUUCAGGGUGUUUUCAGAAAAGCAUGAACUGCAUUAAAAUUUCAUCCCCCACCAAGAAUGUAUUUCAUAAAAUGACUUCUUUUUCCCCCCUAUUUUUGCAGAAAGUGCAGGUUAUGGAAGUGCCAGCCCUCAGCAGGGUUUGGUGGAGCUGGGGUGGGGAGGGGGGAUUGUUUUUUAGGAUUGUUUUUCCUUUCCUGGGAGUUGCUCCACGGGGUUUCCAGUGGACAGUCCCUGUCCCACAGCCCCCCGGGGGGGGGGCACGUCCUGUGUCCCUGCUGGGUAUUGUCCCCGAGCAGGGAGCUGUGCCUGCCCCUGGCUUUUGCAGAAAGAUGCUGGGACGGGUUAGGCUGGAGAGCCCUCACGGGCAGACCAGGGACAAUAUAAACUCCUCUUACUUUGCUUUUUUUGAAUCUAUGCAGGAAAAAGAAAUAUAUUGGGAGUGUUAAUUUCCCUGUAGCUCUGGUUGGCUUGAUGCUGUUGCCUGCACGUGGGGAGACCUGCUGGGUUUUAUAUUUCUACUCUGUAAAAUGCCGUGUUUGCAGUGCUCUGAGUCCAAAAUAGUCCCCGUGGGGCGCAGAGCUGGUGCCUCUAUCAGAAGCAGCUGUUCGGUAUCAGUGAGGAGGUGCCUGCCACUGGAUUUAAAGCAUGAACAGCAAAAGCCCCAAAUACAAAAAGUUUGCUCUCAGCUUUAAAAAAAAAAAA
Pygoscelis adeliae (Adelie penguin) is the source of this 3019-nucleotide messenger RNA. Its product is annotated as schwannomin-interacting protein 1. Gene Ontology annotation, cellular component: plasma membrane; cell junction. Gene Ontology annotation, biological process: positive regulation of hippo signaling. The coding region runs from base 251 to 1033 and encodes 260 amino acids. The record is from RefSeq and is a predicted model, not a curated record. NCBI's taxonomy places the organism in Eukaryota, Metazoa, Chordata, Aves, Sphenisciformes, Spheniscidae. The transcript is spliced from 7 exons.